UGCAGAGUGGCUCCAGUUUCGGUAGCAUGUACUCCUCCUAUAGGGUUGGAAGCCUUAGUCUGAAUGAGCCAAUCAGCUUGAAACUCGUCGACAUGCAUGAGCUAUUUGGUGAGGAUUACUGGACCCAGAUGCAGGCUUACAUCGAUUCUGGGCACUGCUCGGCAUCAUGGAAUAGGACGGCGGCUGCGGAGAAUGUAUUGACGGCUUUGAAGAGCUAUCGGAAUUGGAAGAAGAUACACGACAGCACGAACCCGGAUGUGACGAUUCCCCUGACCUGGCCCGAUGGCAUGUACGGACUUACCCGACCCAACGAUGGUUGUCCCAACAAGGAGUUCACCUGGAACGAGGGAUCUACAUACCAGGAUACAGAGGAUGAUAAUGGUGGCACCAACUCAUGGAGUGAUCCUAUUCACAUGACAGGGCAAGACUCCAGUGGCAUGACGCAGAACUUUUGUAUCAAAACCGUCACGAACGUUAAUGAGAAAUCGAAGUGGACCUGCAUGGCAGCCCGGAGGCUACUGCAUCUACAAGUACGGUGGCAGUUGCCCUGCAGCCUUCACCGAAGGUUGGAUUUACUGGGAUGAUGAGGAUACCAACAACCAGAACUCGAAAAGCGGGACCUUGCCGUCUGGAAGCUACGGCUACAAAGAUAACACCGAAUAUAUGUUCUGCUGUCGCAGCGAUGGUGUGACUGACCAGGCCAUCUUCCUACCCACCGAUGAUAACUUCUACCUCUUCUCACAGUUCGAGAAUUGCCAGACGGUGAACGGGAUGACUGUAUCAAAGGAAUGGUUUUAUUGGGACACUGAAGACCACAAUAACAGCGACAGGAUGUCUUCAGUACACCCUUACCAAGGCGUUUACUCUAACGGUAAAAACGUCAACCUCAACUUCUGCUACUACCAAAAAGAGUGAGGUUAUUUAGCACAUAUUUUGAUUUAACGUCUUCAAUGGAUAACGACCACUAACAGUGACAUAGGUCAAACCAUAGCUGGUAGAGUAGAGUUAUAUAUUUAUCGUACGGGAAGGUGCUAUCGUUCGUAGGUUAAACAAGAAGCUUGUGUUUUGAGAAACGUGAACAAAAUUGUGACUUUUUAAAAUUCUUUGUUAUGCUAUUAUGAAAGGGUGACAUAGAAUAAGUGUAUCCUGUAGAAGAUGUCUCUUCAAAUUUACAUCCUCAUUUUCAACAUAAUGACAAGUAAUACAGCUGAGGUUCUGGAUCACACACAUUUUGUGUGGUCCCAUACACAUUUUUGUGACUUUUAGGAAGACUAAACUGAUUCAUUAUCAUUAUGAUGACUAUUCCGGGCUACAUUAAUGAUUAACCUAGCUCAGUAGGCCUACGCUACAUGGGUCAAACCAUCGGCAGGCCUGUGUCAUCAAGGG
Molecule: messenger RNA, 1386 nt
Organism: Strongylocentrotus purpuratus (purple sea urchin)
Lineage: Eukaryota; Metazoa; Echinodermata; Echinoidea; Camarodonta; Strongylocentrotidae
Exons: 5
Coding region: 478-915 (145 amino acids)
Cellular component (GO): membrane
Molecular function (GO): wide pore channel activity
Source: RefSeq, a predicted model, not a curated record